Messenger RNA from Striga hermonthica, 1941 nucleotides. The record is from the annotation of a GenBank genome assembly. NCBI's taxonomy places the organism in Eukaryota, Viridiplantae, Streptophyta, Magnoliopsida, Lamiales, Orobanchaceae.
AUGGAUUUGACUCGACCGCCGGGGAAUAGCGGCCUGUCUUUAGGAUAUUCGUCUCACGUUUCAGCGACCCCGUCGAACAACAACACCGGCAGGCUCUCAAAAGUUGCCGAUGAUUCAAUUUCUUUUCAGAUCGAGUCGAGGGUUCGAGAAUCUCUGCACGCCAUGCCCUCGGUCCCGCUCCAAUUACUGGACCAGCAGAUGGAGAACAAUGGCCAUAGCCGUGUGGAAAACAAUUCGAACGAGAACAACAAUACAGAGGAUGACGAGAAUGACGUGGAGGAGUUUCGGAUUCUGGGGCACUCCAUGACCCUGAAGAGGAAAAGGGAUAGUGACUUGGGCUCCUCAACAUCCAUGUGUUCCAUUAACAAGGGAUCUAAGGAUCCUUCGAAUGAGAUGGAAUCACGCAGGGGUGCAGUGAAGGCAUGGGGCAAUCAGACCUUGCAGAAUGCCGACCCUGAGAUUUUCAUGAUUAUGGAUAAGGAGAAGCAGAGGCAGUUCAAGGGGAUUGAAUUGAUUGCUUCCGAGAAUUUCGUGUGCAAAGCUGUGAUGGAAGCUCUCGGGAGCCACCUUACUAAUAAAUACUCAGAAGGUAUGCCGGGUGCCAGGUACUAUGGUGGGAAUCAGUACAUUGAUGAGAUUGAAAAUCUUUGUCGGGAGCGUGCACUGGCUGCCUUUGGAUUGGAUUCCGGGAGUUGGGGAGUGAAUGUGCAGCCUUACUCUUGUACAUCAGCCAAUUUUGCUGUAUAUACUGGGCUUUUGUUGCCGGGAGAUAGGAUAAUGGGGUUGGACACCCCCUCUGGAGGGAACACGAGCCAUGGAUGUUAUUUGCCAAACGGAAGGAAAGUAUCGGGAGCUUCAAUAUUUUUCGAGAAUCUACCAUACAAGGUGAAUCCUCAAACUGGGUACGUGGACUAUGAUAAGCUUGAGGAGAGGGCACUUGAUUUUCGCCCCAAGAUAUUGAUCUGCGGUGGAAGCUCGUAUCCUAGGGAAUGGGAUUAUGCAAGGUUUAGGCAGAUAGCAGACAAAUGCGGUGCGGUUUUGUUAUGCGACAUGGCUCAAAUUAGCGGUCUUAUUGCUGCUAAGGAGUGUGCAAGUCCUUUCGAGUACUGUGACAUUGUUACAUCCACUACUCAUAAAAGUCUCCGAGGGCCCAGGGGAGGAAUUAUUUUCUACAGGAAGGGGCCAAAACCGAAGAAAAGAGGCAUACUUUUGACUCAAGGAGAUUGCAGCGAUAGAUAUGAUUUUGAGGAAAAAAUCAACUUUGCUGUUUUCCCGGCAUUGCAAGGUGGACCCCACAAUAAUCACAUUGCUGCCCUGGCAAUAGCACUGAAGCAAGUUGCCACACCUGAGUUCAAGGCUUAUAUGCAACAGGUUAAGAAAAAUGCUCAGGUUCUAGCGUCAGCUCUGCUGAGAAGAAAUUGUAAAUUGGUCACAGGGGGCACUGAUAGUCACAUGUUGCUUUGGGAUCUAAGAAAUUUCGGAUUAACUGGUAAAAACUUUGAGAAGGUCUGUGAACUUUGUCACAUUACCCUUAAUAAAGUCACAAUCUUUGAUGACAAUGGAAACAUCACUCCUGGAGGCGUAAGGAUUGGUACGCCUGCAAUGACAUCAAGAGGCUGUCUCGAAGCUGAUUUUGAGAUGAUGGCAGAAUUUCUACUUCGAGCUGUUCAGAUUGCAAACUCUGUGCAGAGAGAACACGGGAAGCUGCCAAAAUCUUUUCUAAAGGGGCUUGCAAACAACAAAGAAAUUGUACAACUCCGGUUGCAAGUUGAAAAUUUUGCUACCCAAUUCGCCAUGCCAGAGCCACUGAUCCCCGCAUACUGGUGUAACCUACCGGCCAACCCCAAGACGAUAAUGGGGAAGAGAGCCAAAAGGCCGAGAACCUCCACCCCUACAACCACCGCGGACUGGACCAACAACCACCAGCGCCACCACCGGUGA